GGGGGAAUAACAUCAGGAAGUGCAUCAUCAACGAUCGGCCAUCCAUAGCAGAAGCGGUAUCGGAAGUAGCAGUUGAAAAAGUUGCAACAGCGACGACGCACGCUGUCGCUUAGCACCGUUAAGCCGCGAAGAUUCCACCCAAAAUUGAAGCAUUUGCCAAAAACUGCUGGGAAACUGUAACCGCUUGCGUGUGCGGUAUGCGUCGCCCAUCACUGGGACAGAAUGAAGACGACCUGAGUCGUCUGACAACGAUCAUCUCGCCGACCAGCAUCAGCCUCUCGUCGAACGGUCAGAGCGAUCCGGUGGUGGUUGUGGUAGCGGGUGCGACAGCCGUCAACGAUGUCGUCAGCUGCGGCCGUGCGAAAGCAAACGUCAACCACCACCAUCAUCUUCAUCAACAGCAGCACGCCACCAUCGGCAGUAGCAUCAGCAACAGUAGUAGCAGCAGCAGCAGCAGUAGCAGCAGCAGCACUAACAGCAGCAAUAGUAGCAGCAGAAACAAUAGUAGCGGUAGCAAUACAAGCAGCAGCAGCAACUGUCCAGCUAGCAACAGCGUUGGUGCACAACCCACUGGUCUCGAAGAGGGCAGGGUAAGCAGCAGCGCAAGUAGUAACAGUUUGGAAAGCACACUUGGCGAUGUAGCGGAGCCGGUUGGUAAGGAAAGCAGUGGCAGCAACUAUGGAGGCCUCCAUCCCACAACGGAUGCAGGGGCGGGCAGCGGUGGUGGCGGUGAUGUCGAUGAGACACUACCUCCACCACCGCCCCCACCUUCGGUGCUGGUCAACCAGUACCUGCCGAAUCUGAUCAACUCGUCCGAGUGGCAAAACUGCCGAAAGCGUAAAGAGCGCCAGGAUAGCACGUCGUCGAUCAGUCAGGAUCGCAAGCUGAUCCGAUCGAACAGUGAGGAACAUUUGCCCAACUGCCAGGAGGUGAUAAGGCGCGUGUCCUCUCACGAGGAUUUUAAGAAGCGCACGAGUACAGUUGCGGCCGGAACACACGGCCUCUCGGUGGAGAUUUCCAUCGACAAGGAGAACAUCAUCGCGGAGGAGUCAAUCGACGAGGUGGGCGCGGAGGAGCUUGCCGAUCAGCAUCAGCAGCAGCAGGUGUUCGAGAAGAACCUUAAAAACAGUGCGGACGAUUUGAAGAAGUUUUUCAUCGGAAGCGUUGAGAACGUGGCGAAUGGUGGUGGUGGCGCAUUGUCGGCCGGCAAGGAUCAUCAACACCAGCACAACAUCGUGCAUCAGCUCGGUAGUCAUCAUCACCAUCUGAACCAUCACCAUCAUUUGCAUCAUGGCGGGGGGAAAUCACAGCAGCACCACCGUCUGUCUCCCUGCCGCGACAUACUAAAGUCCCGGCGAGACUCGGACAGCGAGCAGGAUGGUGAACACGAGCGCCGACGGCACUGCGAACGUUUCUCCAAGACGCGUCCACCGCCUGGCCGAAAGUCCGUUUCACCGCGGGCCCGGAGUACUAAGCAUUCGAAAUUUGCUGCCGCCACGGUUAAGGCAGCCGCCAGCGUCGGUGGGUCGGUGGUGUUGGCAGCCGGCAACGAGCACUUCUACUCUAAACACGAUAAUCACUCGACGGGUGGCUCAAAAUCGGAACGCCGUCGUUCGGCAAUGCAACAGCUCAAGCAUUCCGAUGACGCGCCGAUGUUUGAUCCCAGGUCUGGCUCAGGGCUGCCUCCCCUCUCCGACUACAACGACAACAAUGUGCUGGAGAAAGAUCAGGCUGCGGCAGCCGAAGUGGCUAACCAGUCCGAACCUCAGCCAUCGCCACGCGAAAAACUUCCCUGGGGCCAGUCGUAUCCAGACGACACACCGGCACUCGUCUGCCAGCGGUUCGCCGACGACAAGUUUGAUCACGCCAAGCGCAUGGACUCGGUGUCGCAUGCCAAACUGCGUCCAAUUCCAUCCGGCGGUUCGCUGAAACUGUACGGGGCACAUCAUCGUAAUGCGGAAAAUGCUCCACCCGGUCACCAUGGCCAUCAUGGAAAGCCGGCUGCGGGUUCGAGUGUCGCGAGCAACAUGUUUGAUGAGCGCGUAAAGGCGAUCAACCGGAAGCUGAGCGGACUGAAGAAAAAGCUAACGCAGUACGAGGAGCGCUUCGAGCGUGAUCACGGCUGCAGGCCAACGCACGGCGAUAAGUCGGCCGAUCCGGCAAUCAAGAGCGUCGUAGUGGAGGUGCACAAGCUACGCAAGGAGAAGAACCAAAUCAAGGCCGAUCUUGCGGUGUUUUCGGCGAAAGCGGCCGCACGCAAUUCCUCAGGAUUGACGGCCAAUCAGCAGCACACAGGAUCGGGUGAUGGUGAUAAUGGCGGAGAUGAAGGUGAGGUGGAUAAACGGCUCGGAAAAAUGAAAGACACAAUCGCAGAUAUCGAAAAGCGCCUUACGGACAAACGUGAGUCGGAACAUCGCAGCGAAAACCUGGAGUUUCUCUCGAAUGAGCAGCUGACCGAGGAGAAAGCGUCUGUGCAACGCGCCCUACUCUACCUGGAGUCGAUGUACGGCCGACCGGCGAGCCGCGAAGAACGUGACGCGGCCCGACCCCUGUACGACCGCUAUCGGCUGAUCAAGCGCCUGGUAAACCGUGCCAACUCAAUCAGUGGACCCUGCGGCGUUGCCAGCUCGCUGAUGCCAACCAUUCUCGAGCACGAGGCGCUCGCAAUUGUCGCUGGUACGACGACGCCAUCCACCGACAUAUCGCCCCCGUCGGCCACCUCCAUGAUCCAGUCACCCACGGACACCCUCGGCGUCGCCGGGCAGCAAUCGACGGACGAAGCGUCGGAAGCGACCACCACAACUACCACCAGCAAUUCUGCCACUGAAAAUAUCCACUCUAUGACGCCGGACGAGCUGUGGCAGCACUACGAUGCUACGCGCGAGGAGAAGAAGGAACUGCGCCGCACGAUUAAGGAUUUCGAGCAGCAGUUCGAGGAGACGACCGGCCGGAAGAUGCUGAAGUCGGACCGCAAAUCGAUCGAGGAAACGUACGCUCUCUACAAACAAAAAAAGGCCAAGCUGCGACUAAUCGAUGCACUAUUCAAGAAGCAAAUGCAGGUUUAAUGUACACGAAGGUUUUCUCUCAAUGCUCCCUGUUACCCAUGAUCGAAAACCUUUGUUGUUGUUCUAUAGUGUAUACCUGGGCACAUUGCAAUGUAAAUGAUUUAAAUGAUACAGAAAGGUGUGUUCUUUUUGGGAGCUCGAAGUUUAUUCUUUCAUGAAAGUGAUAAGCAGAGUUGAUCUUGGUUAAAAAAAAUGUUUCGGUCAUCAUUUUUUCGUGCUUUCUUUUAAAACUAUAUGCCCAAAACUUCGGACGUUGUGUGCGAAGAGAACAAAACUUUCAUCCAACCGGUGCAUAAGAUUGUAAAUCAACUUAGGAAAAGCGACACUGUAAAACUAUGAGUUUUAAUGUAGAUUUUUUUGUAUUUUUCACUCGUUUCUCGUGGUGUCUAUAAACUGUUAUUGAUAUAUUAGAAGGGCAUCUAUUACAUUGUUUUAAGUAUUUUUACCCAUAGAGUUAGAUUUGAUUAAAGUUCUGCGAAUGAAGUGAUGAGAGAACGAAAAGUAAACGACAAUUGUUACUACAUGUGCGCAAAAAAACGAUGAAGACAGGAGGAAUAAAAACUCUGAAAUAGACUGGAACUGGUUUUGAAUUACCAAACAAAGUUUGGUUAACAGAUAGAUACGUUUAGAGCAAACAGAAAAUAAAUUAAACAAAACGUUGUAGGCAACCAAAACAUACUGAUGCAGUACAAAGUAUAUGCUGCAUUAUAACCCUCCCACAAGAUCGAGGUGGCAUGAGAUAUGAAUAAAUCACAAAACAAAUAAAACACAGACACAUUUUUAGCUUAGUGAAGAAGAAAUAUUUGAGAAACAAAGCAAGCGAUAACCGACGAAAAACGAAACAUGACGGAACAAAAAUUAAAGCUCACAGCUUCGUGAUGCAAGCAAACAAAGAACAAACAAACGAACAUACAAAAAUCUAUAUACAAAUAUUUACAAAAUUAAGCUCGUAAAGAGAAAGUCGUGAAGCGGUAUAAAAAAAAUCUUUUGAGUAUCUACGAAAUAGGGCAACAACUUAAAGCCUAGCUAGUGAGAAUGCAAAACCAAUGUGAAACAUGUACUAUAAUCGACUUAUUUUCGAGAUUAGAAAGGAUUAUUGAAGUGGAACACUGGUGUGGGACGAAAGGAAUUAUAUACUGUUUUGUGAUACAUAGUUUUGCAUUUUUGUUUGUUCGAUGGUCGUGUCUCACUGUUUUUCUACCAUUGGUUUUACAGAACUUUUCUCCACUGCGAAAAUACAGAAACACCUCCCGUCGUUCGCACAGUAUGUAAUAAUACAUUUCAAACCCAUAAGAUAUGUUAUGAAUAAAUAAAAAACAAUAGUUAUGCUAUAAUAGAUCUAUUAUUCGGUGAGCGAUAAGCGAAGGAAUCGAAUAGCGAGGAAACAAGUAAAUAUCUUAUGCUUUUUUCACCAUUAAACACCAGUAAAACUCUUACAAAUACUAUCCAAUAUUACCAAAUCUUCCUGAAAUGAAACAAUAGUCUCCUUCAAAUCUCAUCCCGUAUCGAAAACGUCUAGAAACGGAGGAAUAGGUGGAAGCAUGCUUUAAGAAAAAUAUCAUAAUUAUCAUACUUCACCAGGUACAUAAAACAUAGAUGAUACUGGGUACAUUUGGGUGUUUAGGUUUGCAACCAUGUUAUUUAUUGUCGGCAAGAAUGGGUUUUAUAGUUCUUUAAAAGCGAUACUCUGAACAUUAAUCGGCCGGUUGUUAAUUAACACACAUGCUCUAUUGACACACAUUUUUGGAAUGGUUAAUGUAUGAAUCACACUGUGUAUGCGUUCUCUAAGAACAGUUUAAUAAGGUGCUUUCUUAUAGGAGUGCGAAAGCGACGGAUCAACAGUACACUCAACGACAUUAACUGGAACAAUGGAGACGAAAAGUGUAUGGAGAGUGAAAAAGAAUACGAAUAGCAGAUACAAACGUGCAGAUACUGUAAGAUGUAUGGGAAAUUGUAAUGAUGAUGCCGGUGUGCUAACACAUUAAUAAACCUGGUCAAAAUGAUUCUACAAGAAUAACACGAUCGUGUAAAA
Messenger RNA from Anopheles coustani, 5097 nucleotides. Its product is annotated as protein FAM13A. Bases 198 to 3065 code for a protein of 955 amino acids. NCBI's taxonomy places the organism in Eukaryota, Metazoa, Arthropoda, Insecta, Diptera, Culicidae. The record is from RefSeq and is a predicted model, not a curated record. The transcript has 3 exons.